Molecule: messenger RNA, 1257 nt
Organism: Chanos chanos (milkfish)
Lineage: Eukaryota; Metazoa; Chordata; Actinopteri; Gonorynchiformes; Chanidae
Product: SRSF protein kinase 3-like
Exons: 11
Coding region: 1-1257 (418 amino acids)
Biological process (GO): regulation of mRNA processing; intracellular signal transduction; peptidyl-serine phosphorylation
Cellular component (GO): nucleus; cytoplasm
Molecular function (GO): ATP binding; protein serine/threonine kinase activity
Source: RefSeq, a predicted model, not a curated record
AUGUUCACCACACCCGUAACUACAAGCUCACUGUACUGCUCUCAAGCCACUGCAACAUCAACUCCCUCAAAUUUUGUGCCAUCUCCUCAUGAGCUGGUGGGAUCAGAUGGUGAAGAGCAGGAGGAUCCAUCCCACUACUGUAGAGGAGGAUAUUAUCCGGUGCGAAUUGGAGAAAUAUUAAAUGACCGUUAUCAAGUGCUCAGGAAGCUUGGGUGGGGCCACUUCUCUACUGUAUGGCUCUGCUGGGACAUUCAAAGGAUGUGUUUUGUGGCUCUGAAGAUAGUUAAGAGUGCCCCAAGCUACACAGAGACAGCUUUGGAUGAGAUUAGGCUGCUGAGAUGUGUGCAAAAAAGUGACCCUUCAGAUCAAGCGAGAGAGACCAUUGUGCAACUGAUAGAUGAUUUUAAAGUGACAGGGGUCAAUGGAGUGCAUGUGUGCAUGGUGCUGGAGCUGUUGGGACCUCAACUGCUGAAGUGGAUCAUUAAGUCUAACUACACAGGCCUUCCUGUGGGCUGUGUGAAGACCAUCCUCAGACAGGUUCUACAGGGCUUGGAUUACUUGCAUUCAAAAUGCAAGAUCAUCCACACAGAUAUUAAACCAGAGAACAUAUUGAUGAGAGUGGGUGAUGAUGUGAUCCAGCGGAUGGCGGAUGAAGUGAGGCUUUGGCAGCAGGGAAGGUCAUUUGACCCCGUUAUCCCCUCAGUACCCAGAAUGGAAGAUAUGUCAGGUAAUCCUCUGAAACCUGAUAAUGCAGAUAAAAUCAGCGUGAAAAUCGCAGAUCUUGGCAAUUCCUGCUGGGUGCACAAACACUUUACAGAAGACAUCCAGACCUGUCAGUACCGCUCCAUAGAGGUCCUGAUUGGAGGAGAGUAUGGCACACCUGCUGAUAUAUGGAGCACUGCUUGCAUGGCAUUUGAGUUAGUCACCGGAGACUACUUGUUUGAUCCUCAGUCAGGAGAGAAUUAUACUCGAGAGGAAGAUCACAUUGCCCACAUUAUUGAGUUAAUUGGUCCCAUUCCGUUGCACUUUGCGCUCUCAGGGAAAGAAUCUCACCGAUACUUCAGCCAUAAAGGUGUACUGAGGCAUAUCUCUAAACUGAAGCCCUGGGGCUUGUGUGAGGUUCUGCAGGAGAAAUAUUCUUGGCCCCAUGAGGAGGCGGUUCAGUUCAGUGACUUUCUCCUGCCCAUGCUGGAGCUGCUCCCAGAGAAAAGAGCCACGGCUGCCCAGUGUCUUCAGCAUCCUUGGCUCAACUCCUAG